Sphaerodactylus townsendi is the source of this 3151-nucleotide messenger RNA. RefSeq names its product myelin protein zero like 2 (gene MPZL2). NCBI's taxonomy places the organism in Eukaryota, Metazoa, Chordata, Lepidosauria, Squamata, Sphaerodactylidae. The transcript has 6 exons. Gene Ontology annotation, biological process: cell-cell adhesion. Gene Ontology annotation, cellular component: membrane. Bases 571 to 1149 code for a protein of 192 amino acids. The record is from RefSeq and is a predicted model, not a curated record.
GGCGGCCGUCGGCCUGUUGCGCCGCAGCCCGGCCUUCACCUCUGGCGGGGCCCCGGAAGGCUCUGGGCGGUGCGGGCGGCUGCGCGCCCUCCGGGUCGGGCGAGGGCCGCUUGCGCAACACGGCGAAGGGAGGCCGGCCCUUCCCGGAUCCGAGGAGGACGCCGCCCGCCGCGCCACCGGCGGACCCACCCGGGACUCGCCCCGAUCGCGCCGGCAGGCAGGACGGAGCCCCAGGCCGCCCAGCAGCCGCCCCCUCGACCGCCCCCCUCCUCGGCCAGCUCUCGCGGGGCAGGGCGAGGAGGGGGGCGGCGGCGGGGGGGGGAGUUGUUUCUGGCCGCUCCCCGCCGGGCUCUGGGCUGCUGCGGAAGGGAGGGCGGGCUGCUGGGGCCGCGGGACCCGGGCGAGGCAGCGCAGGGUUGGGCCCCCUCCACGGCUGGGCAGCUGCUGGCCUGACCGGACUGGAGCGCUGCGGGGAGAGCCCAAAGCAGCCUCCUCCCGCCGGCUCAGGGGCUGCAAGAAAAGCGGACCGGGGAGCCGGGCCUGGCCUCAGUGCUCUGGCCGGUGGCAGCCAUGGACAUCUACACCCCGACACCCCUGGAAGUCCUGAAUGGGACAGACGUGCGCCUGAAGUGCACUUUCCACAGCGAUGUCCCUCCUGGGAAACAGGUGACCGUGACCUGGAACUUCCGACCCCAGACAAGUGGCCCAGACCAGAAUGUAUUCUACUACCAUGAAGAGCCGUACCCCCCGACCACGGGACGCUUCUCUGGCCGAGUGACGUGGGACGGCAACAUCCACAAGAGCGACGCUUCCAUCAUGCUGUGGAAUGUGAACCCGGCCGACAACGGGACUUUCCAGUGUCACGUCAAGAACCCCCCUGAUGUGGGUGGGAACAUUGGGGAGAUCCAGCUGGCCGUAGUCCUGAGAGUGUCUUUCUCGGAGAUCCACAUCUUGGCCGUCACCAUUGGCUCUGCCUGUGCGCUCAUGAUCGUCAUUGUGGUGGUCGUGGUGGUCUGCCAGCAGCGGCGAAGGAAGCGACGAGAGAAGAACGUGGAGAUGGUGGAGACAGAAUGUAACAGGUCAGAGAAGGAGAAGUUGAAGAGCAGUGAGCCGCAGGAGGCUGUGCUGGGGCACGCAGAGAGAGUCUGAAGCACUGCCUUCUCUGCCCUCCAUGCCCCUGGGACUGGGCAGCUGGUUCUUUGGACUGCUCCAUUAGCAACAGCCGCUGCCGCCAGCCUGUCGUGCCUGGGCAUUUGGGCAGAGGACAGCCUGACUGCCAAGGUCUGCUUUUCUGGAAGAACGUCCAUUGACCCAGGAGGAAAGAGAUGCCCCAGCCUGCAAAGGACACUCUCCAGCUGGUGACGGCUCUGGCCGGCCAGCCAAGCUGCAGGAGGCCCAGCUGGUCCUCAUGACUCUUUGCUUCAUCACUGGCUUCUUUUGGCCACUGUGUGCCCAGAUGCUAUGUAAACACAACCUUGCCUGCUCCAGAACUGCUCCAGCACAAGUGAGAUGGACUUGCUCCUUUUUCUAGAGACAACUCCAUGAGAACUACUGUGGGACAGAGUCUGAGCUCCACGCCCUCUUCCCAGCCAGCCAGCCAGGCUACUGUGAUGGCGGGGGAGGGGCAGGUUUCUCUCCCCAGGAGGGUGGUGUGUAGGUGGCUGCCCUUCAGCUAGCCUUUUGGUCACGACUUCUGUUGCUGCUCUUUGCUUCUUCAGCUCCACCCCCCCUCCUUCAUCAACACGAGGUCCCCAGUCUGAGCUCACAGUGGAGGCUGGAAACUGGGGAGUGGAGGCUUCCGGGGGGGUGGGGUGGGGUGGGGUGGGGGGAGCGCAGGUCCUGUUCUUUGUGUGUCGAAUCCUGCUGUCAAAUCCCAAGUAGGACUUUCAAGGCAGGAGAUGUUGGGAGGAGGUUUCCCUUUGCAUUCCUCUGGAUAGGGACCCUGGUGGUCUCUCAGGGCUGAUCUUGUUUAGCCUCUGAGAUCUGACAAUAUCCAGCUAGUCUGGGAUUAACCAGGUCAGUCGGGGCCGUGCCCUCUCUCUCAUAUUUGUACGAGUCAAUGGCCAGAGACCUUCUCUUAAAGGUGAGGCAUUCCAGCAAUGCGGCCUCUCUAUCCUGGCCCUCUCAGGAACAGACACCAGGCCUGUUCUUUGCAAAUCCAGCUUCUGAAUGGGAGCAGCCACGGACUGGCAUCCCCUCCUGGUCCACAGCCGAGGCUUCCCCCCCACCGGGAGACACUGGAGAGCUUCUGAAAAAAAAAAUCUCCAACUGUAUUCCACCCCCACCCCCCAGCCAAAGUCUUAGAAGAGCCUGUCAGCCCUGGCAACGGAAGAGGCGCGAGGAGCGCAAGCACAGGGGACUAAGCACAGGAUUUAUGGAGGAGAAGUCGAUUUAUGGCUACCAAUCUUGAUCCUCUUUGAUCUUAGAUUGCAAAUGCCUUAACAGACCAGGUGCUCAGGGGGAGCAGCAGCAGCAGAAGGCCAUUGCUUUCACAUCCUACAUGUGAGCUCCCAAAGGCACCUGGUGGGCCACUGCGAGUAGCAGAGAGCUGGACUAGAUGGACUCUGGUCUGAUCCAGCUGGCUUGUUCUUAUGUUCUUACUGUGGGGCAGGAAAGAGGGCACCGAGUUCUCCUGCACACCCUUGACUGCCAGCGCCUCUGUGCUGAGGGCAGCAAUGAGGGGGCACAAGAGACCCCCACAACUGGUGGGCUGCUGCUGCUGCUGCUGCUCAGGAUGGCUGAGGCCCCCUUCUGAGGAGUUCACUGCAGUUGGUGGGCUUACACGGGUGUAAUUCUGCUCAGGAUGGAUCUGUGGAGGCUGCUCUGUCACCCUGCUGGGAAGCACCACCAGUGUUCUCCACCUGUCCAACCACCUAGCCUGCCGGGGACUGCAGGGUUGAAGCCUGGGGGGGUGGGGGGGUGUCUGGGGCUCCCAGGGGACCGUGCUGUGGCGCAGCUGUACACAGGCGGACGCCGCUGCCUCUGCCCCAGCCGUGCUCCCCCCCCCGGGGGACUGCUGCUGUUCUUUCGCAGGGCGGCCGGUCGGCGGGGGGGGCGGGGGUGGUGUCUGCCGGCGUCGGUGCCGCCGCGUCUUUCCGAGGUGCCGGAGUUUUGUACGCGCGUCGGAGAAUAAAGGCUGUUGUUGAGCGCC